ACAGGGCAGGUUCUGAUAAUCCAGCUGCUGGACAAUAUUUUACGACUAAAAAAGGGAAUGUUUGUCAUGUUUGUCAGUAACCCUGUCAGUGGAUUUCUCCUGUUGAUUGGCCUGUUCCUGCAAAACUCCUGGUGGGCUCUAAACUCUCUUCUGGGAACAUUCGUCUCCACUGUGUCGGCGAUACUCCUCAGACAAAACAGGUCAGAUGGCUCCAUUUUAUUCACGCUAUUCUACAGAAAGAUUGUGCUUCUCCUCCAAUUAGCUUCAGACUCAGUGAGAUUUUUUCUUCUGGUCCCAAAUGUGUUCAUGUCCAUGUUGUGCCCUGUAGUCUCCAGUGCUUUGUCCUCCAUUAUGACCAAAUGGGAUCUCCCAAUUUUCACUUUGCCUUUCAAUAUCCUGACUUGCUUACACACCGCAGCAACAGGAACCACUCACCCAUGUUUUCCAGAGGUGAAAAUACAGCCCAAACUACAACUGCCCCAUAGCGACUUCCUUGCAAACCUCAGUAUACCCAAGCUAUUCUUGUCUGUGCCAGUUGGCAUUGGCCAGGUGUUUGGCUGUGACAGUCCCUGGACGUCGUGUCUCGUCCUUCUGGCCCUGCUGCUUUGCUCGCCAGCUAUCUGCUUACAUGCCUUGUUGGGCUCUGCUGCUGGUCUGUGCACGGGACUUGCAUUAGCUGCACCUCACGAAGACGUCUACUCAGGACUUUGGGGAUAUAACAGUGCGCUGUCCUGCAUUGCUAUUGGAGGGGUCUUUUAUGGUUUAACAUGGCAGACACACAUACUGUCUCUAAUAUGUGCAUGUAUCUGUGCAUACGUGGCCUCAGCGAUGUCAAAACUAAUGUCUGUGCUCGCAUUACCGGCCUGCACAUGGCCUUUUUGCCUGUCAACUCUCAUCUUCCUCCUACUUUCCUCGGAGAACUCGGCCAUCUGCAGGCUGCCCCUGUCCGCUGUCUCCUACCCUGAGGAAAACCUCUGCUUUCUAUUCAAGGAAAGAGGACUCAGUGUACCCAGUCGUGACAGUCUGCUCCGGUCUCUCUUCUAG
Messenger RNA from Poeciliopsis prolifica (blackstripe livebearer), 1044 nucleotides. RefSeq names its product urea transporter 1-like. Gene Ontology annotation, cellular component: membrane. The record is from RefSeq and is a predicted model, not a curated record. Gene Ontology annotation, molecular function: urea transmembrane transporter activity. Gene Ontology annotation, biological process: urea transmembrane transport. Lineage: Eukaryota; Metazoa; Chordata; Actinopteri; Cyprinodontiformes; Poeciliidae.